CUUCUUCAAAGAUGGGCAACUUCCUACUCAUCUCAGUUCUCAUUUUUGUAUCAACAUCUUCACCCACGACACAAGGUUCAAACGCCAUUGUAGAUACGUACUUCAAUUUCGUGUCCUGCAAGACGAUCGACACCCCAGAUCACAAUGUGUGCCAAGUGACGCGAAAUUCGUCCCAUCUAGUGCAAAUCGCUCAGAAUUUCACAGACACAGGCAAAUCACCGGUGAAUUUGACAUUUUACCCCAUUGACGAUUCGUUCUGCGCUGGAUGGCCCCCAGUAGUUGUCCGACUUGAGGAAUUUCCCGAAUCAAUUAAGGUGAAGUCUCUAAGUCUGCAGUGCACGAAAUUACAAAAAGAAUUGGAUUACGCAAAACGCCAGAGUCUCGCGAAAAUUGUCCUAAUCAAUAAUAGUUUAACGGAAUUUCCUACAGAAUUUUUGAGAGAUAUUCAUAAUCUGCAACACAUAGAAGUGAAGGAUCAGCAAAUCAAGGUUUUAUCUCCCAGCUCGUUUGCCAACAUAACGGAUAAACUGAAGUAUCUCAGUUUAGAAAAUAAUCAGCUGGAAGUCAUUGAGCCAAAGACUUUCACACAAUUUAGCGGCCUGAUCAUCCUGGACUUGGAGAACAAUAACUUGACAAUUCUAGGCCCCGAUAUGUUUUCCGGUCGUUUGGAAAAGCUUUACUUGAACUUUAACGAUAUUCAUACGAUAAAACCUGAAACUUUCGCCAAUCUAACGGAUAAACUGAAUUAUCUCGGUUUAAAAGAUAAUCAGCUGAAAGUCAUCGAGCCAAAGACCUUUACGCAAUUGAGCGGCCUGAUCACCCUGGACAUGGAUGGAAAUGGCUUGGAGAUUCUACAUCCUGAUAUGUUUGCUGGUCUUGAUAAUUUGGAGACGCUUUACUUGGGCUAUAACCAAAUCCAUACGAUACAACCCGGAACUUUCGACAAUAUAGCGAAUACACUGAAGUCUCUCGAUUUUCAAUGGAAUCAUCUUCAAGUCAUCGAGCCAAAGACUUUCAUGCAAUUGAACAACCUGAUCGACCUGGACUUGAGGAAAAAUCGCUUGGAGACUCUAGGUCCUGGUAUGUUUGCUGGUCUUGAUCGUCUGGAAUAUCUUUACUUGGCGUACAACCAAAUCCAUACGAUAGCACCUGGAACUUUCGCCAAUAUGACGGAUAAACUGAAGUUUAUCACUUUAGCAUUUAAUAAGCUGAAAGUCAUCGAGCCAGAGACUUUCACGCAAUUCCGCGGCCCGAUCACUCUGGACUUGUCGUACAAUUCGUUGACGAUUCUAGGACCUGAUAUGUUUGCUGGUCAUUUGAAAAGACUCAACAUCGAGAAUAACAAAAUCCAUACGAUAGAACCUGGAACUUUCGCCAAUAUAACGGAUACACUGAUGGAUCUCAAUUUCAACGGGAAUCAGUUGACUACCAUUGAUUCACAGACUUUCACGCAAUUGCGAGGCCUGACCAGCCUGAAGUUGAGAUGGAUGAAUUCUUUGACGAUCAUAGGCCCUGAUAUGUUUCCUAGUCAAUUGGAAAAUCUUGAUUUGGACGGUAACGACAUCCAUACGAUAAAACCUGGAACUUUCGACAAUAUGACGGAUAAACUGAGGAAUGUCAAUUUAGGAAAUAAUACGCUAGAAGUCAUCGAGCCAAAGGCUUUCGCGCGAUUGAGCGGUCUCAUCGCCCUGAACUUGAGGAGAAAUCGCUUGAAGAAUCUGUGCCCUGAUAUGUUCGCUGGUCUUGAUCAUUUGGAGAGUCUUAAAUUGAACAGUAACCCAAUCUAUCAGAUAAAACCUGGAACUUUCGACAAUAUAGCGGAUAAACUGAAGUUUCUCAAUUUAAACGAUAUUGAGCUAAGAGUCAUCGAGCCAAAGACUUUCACGCAAUUGCGCAGCCUGACCACCCUAAAAUUGUGGGCAAAUAAGUUGACGAUUCUAGGGCCUGAUAUGUUUCCUAGUCAUUUGGAGAAUCUUAACUUGGGGCGAAACCAAAUCCAUACGAUAAAAUCUGGAACCUUCGCAAAUAUGACGGGUAAACUGAAGAAUCUCAGGUUAGACGAGAAUCAGCUGAAAGUCAUCUCUCCGAAGACUUUUGUGCAAUUGAGCGGCCUGAUCAGCCUGGAUUUAAACAAAAAUAAAUUGGAGACUCUACAUCCUGAUAUGUUUGCUGGUCUUGAUCAUUUGAAAACUCUUCACUUGGAGCAUAACCCAGUCCAUACGAUAAACCCUGAAGUUUUUGCGGGUCUUCCUCGUCUUCGAAAAUUCUUUGUUCAUGAGAAAUUGCUGGACGAUCCGAGUCUUUAUAAAGAACUUCAAAAACGCACGAUGACUUGUUAUACGUCGUGAAUAAUGUAACCAUAAUGUAAUUUAAAUAUGAAGAAUCUUCAUUCGUAUUGAAUGUUUUUCCGACGAAAAUUCCUGCACAGGAAUCCUAUUAAAUAUCAAUAUCGUGAUUAAAAUGUGUUGUUUCAAAAUCAAUUCUUUAGAAAAGACUGUUUUUAAAAAAAUAUAACUUACCGGGAAAUUUCCCAAAAUUUCGCUGGCAGAAAAACUACUUAUAAUGUCUCAUAUUUAAUUUCACAGUUGUUCAAAUAAGACGUAUAGAAAAGGCGGAAUUACCUUGUGAACGUUCAUUAAAAGUAGUAAUAUAAGAAUUUCAAAAUAUGUUCAUAGCAACUAAAUACAAGUUAACAGAAAAACCAAAGUUCAUAUGUCAAUAACAGAAUGAAUUUAUGUAAAUCAUGCAACGAUGGAUUAAUAAAGAUAAUUAAAGCUACAAAAACGCCUUCAAAAUGGAAGAAAAUCGUGAAAUUUCACUCUAUCAAUUUUGAAUUAUUAGCGAUUAAAAACAGCCAUUUCACCUCUACUUCAAUGCCAAUCAAUUUUUCAUCUUCAGGAUUAAUUUCGAAAAUAAAGGAAUAUUAUCAAUUUCGACUAAAGACGAAAUCGUUUAUUCACCUCCAACAAUAUAUUAUGACGUUAAACCAUAAUAAAACGUGAAAAUUCUGGAAUCAUAGACAUUUCUAACGAAAAUAAUAAAUUGGAUAAUCUUAGGAAUUAAUUAUGCCUUGGAGACACCCACUAGUGCAGGCCGUACUAUUCUCUCGUGCAGUUUGUAACCGACUUUGGAGACAACGACGACUGUUCCAGGGGCCUUGCCCUCGACCUCCUGUUGGAAGAGGGCUUCGUGCUGGUUCGGGUUGAAUUUUUCAUCGAGAGGGUUCAGAGAGACCAGCCCGUGCUUUUUAAACACCUGGAAUUGAUAAUAAAAAUGUCUUUCAAUAUUCUCCUCAAAACUCUCUAAUAGAUUCAAAAAACCA
This is a messenger RNA of Diachasma alloeum, 3322 nucleotides long. Its product is annotated as insulin-like growth factor-binding protein complex acid labile subunit. The transcript has a single exon. NCBI's taxonomy places the organism in Eukaryota, Metazoa, Arthropoda, Insecta, Hymenoptera, Braconidae. Gene Ontology annotation, molecular function: protein binding. Bases 12 to 2348 code for a protein of 778 amino acids. The record is from RefSeq and is a predicted model, not a curated record.